Molecule: messenger RNA, 2279 nt
Organism: Nymphalis io (European peacock)
Lineage: Eukaryota; Metazoa; Arthropoda; Insecta; Lepidoptera; Nymphalidae
Product: protein artemis-like
Exons: 3
Coding region: 300-1454 (384 amino acids)
Biological process (GO): interstrand cross-link repair; protection from non-homologous end joining at telomere; double-strand break repair via nonhomologous end joining
Molecular function (GO): damaged DNA binding; 5'-3' DNA exonuclease activity
Source: RefSeq, a predicted model, not a curated record
GCAAUAUUUUGCUUUCCAUAAAAAUACGACAAUUCGCCAUAGAUAAUAACUUCUAAUGGAAGAAGUUUCAUUACAACACUAUCGCGUUCUAAAUUGACAGUUCAAAUUUUAAAAUAAAUCAUUUAUCAUUUUUGACAAUACCGAAUAGGGUCAACAGUUGAAUAAUGAACAGUGCAAUGCUAAUACUAUAGCUUAAUUUAAAAAAAGUGUGAUAAAUCGAAUCUGAAGUCAUUAACUAAAAAAUAAAGCCACUACUGAUACAUAAAUAUUUUUAUAUAUUAAAUUUUUAUAUAUUAAUAAUGUCAUACAUACCGGAUAUAAUGAAAAGUUCUUUCCAUGGAAAAAUUGAAGAGAUUCCGGGCGUGUAUGUUGAUAACUUCGAAAAUGCUAAACAUCAAGGCGCUAGAGCUUACUUCCUGAGCCAUUAUCACUCAGACCACAUACAAGGGCUACAUUCAGCUCAGCUAUUAGACGUUUUAUUGAAGAACAACAUCACAAUAUAUUCGACCGAGCUGACAGCAGCUAUUAUAAAUGACGACAAAAAUGAUGAGAGAAUUAUGAAAUGCGUUCGAGCUCUAAAAAUGGGCUCGACACUAAUAUCUUUGCCUGCUUUGCCUGAACAAGAUAUACCGGAAUUGUUACUGACUGUUACAUUGAUACCAGCUGGUCACAGCGCUGGAUCAACAAUGAUUUUAUUCUCAACAACGACACAUAACAUUCUGUUUACUGGAGAUUUCCGUAUCAAUCUUAACGACUUGCCAAAGUACAAGCAUCUUCAUGUUGAUGAUGAACCAAUAAAAUUGGAUGCGAUGUAUGUUGACACAACCUUUCUGGAUUUGAAAUACGAACACUUCCCGAAGCGAUCUGAGAGCGUAGAAAAAAUGAUAUUUGAAAUUAGAAGGUGGUUGAACUCUAAUGAGAAUAAUGCAAUUGCAAUACACACAUCUGCUAAAUAUGGUUACGAAUAUGUCUUUAAUGAGAUAUAUAAACAAUUACACAUGAAAGUAUUCGUGAGUUCGGAAAAAUGGCGUUUUUACAGUUCAAUACCGAAACUAGUGCCCGGGGUGACAAAUAACGAAGAAUCUACUAGAAUACAUUUAUGUAGAAACAGAAGCGUGGAUAGUUCACACACCUCAUGCGUACAGAAAUGUCAUAAUAAUUACUUAUUUAUACAUUUAUCGGCUAUGAAGUGGCAGAAUUACGAAGAUGGAAAAUGCUCAGUUUCGCGCGUGACGCGGGAGCGGCUGGACGUGUGUUUCGCUACUCAUUGUAGUAAAAAAGAGAUAGAAUAUUUUGUUGAUUAUUUUGCACCGAAUAAAAUAAUUGGUUUUCCUCGUGAAUAUACAGGAAGGCGUAAAAGAAAUGAGCUCUGUGAUAAUAGUGGAAUUGACACAAAAAAAGUUAAAAUACCUAAGAAAGUUGAUGCUGAUUUGUUGAAAUUGAUGUUUGGAUAAAUAAAAAUGAUGUUGUUUUGUAAUUAAGAACAUUUUUUUUAUAUAGAUGAACAAGUUCUUCAACAUAUGCAGCAUCGUAAAGUCUAUUCCAACUGAAGGAGUAAAGACAAAUAAAUUUUGAUAUGACAACAUUGGUCGAGAUUUUUUAAAGUCGUAUAUUAUACCAUGAUUUUUUUUGUUUAUAUUUUAAAGUACAUAAUGCAUAUUUGAAUUAUACAUAUAAGAUAUUUAAAUUGUAAGGUAGCAGCAGUAAACGAAAAUAGAAAAAAAGAUUGUUUUGCUAACUCGCAAAUAGCCACACUAACUGAAAAAGACAGUAAGUAAAACAAUUAUUUCGAAAUCACAGACAGUCACUCCAAUGAUAUUUAUUUGUUUAUGUAAAGAUGCGUUAUAAAUAGUAUUAUAUUAUAAAUAUAUUAAUCGAGAAUUGUAUGUAGUGUGUUAUAUAACAGACCUAUUAGCAUAUUGCAUGGAAUAUGUAAAUAUAAGGUUUUUUUUUCUUUACUCCUUCCGCCCUCGGGAUAUAGUACAAUUGUAUAUCUAAUGUGUAUUCUACUAUGUUAUAUGAAAUAAUAUGAUGAGAGUGUUUUUGUGUGUGAUAUAUAUAUCACGUAUUUGUAUCUCAACGGACGUGUUGUCCGUGCCUGUGGAGUAUCAUAUCUUUAAUUUAUAUUAACGUAACUGCCAUUACUAGCAGUAUCACAAUCUACGAUUUAGGAUUAAAAUAAUAUAAAUGUAUGGUAUUCAAGUGUGAUCAUUAAAAUGUAAAAGGUAUAAAAAUCUUAUGUACUAACUUUGAUAAAUAAUAUUAAAGUAAUUUGUUAU